Messenger RNA from Lachnellula hyalina, 774 nucleotides. RefSeq lists its product as uncharacterized. Bases 1 to 774 code for a protein of 257 amino acids. The record is from RefSeq and is a predicted model, not a curated record. Lineage: Eukaryota; Fungi; Ascomycota; Leotiomycetes; Helotiales; Lachnaceae. The transcript has a single exon.
AUGUUCCCCAAAACCCUUGCACUCCUCAUAGCUUCCGGCCUCACAGCCCAAGCCACCCAAUCUUUCAGCAACACCGGCACAACCACUGGCUGGGACGCUAUAUUCAUAGAUUCCGGCACCAAAGGCACAGUCCAACAAGUCACUAAUGUAGUCUACCAAGGUCCCUCGGCCCUCAAAAUGACCCAGACUUACGACUCCAGCUACACCGGCCGGUAUCACUCCGAAGUGCACCACUACAACGCCAUGAAAAAGGGCGAUACCGGCUUUUACGGCUUCGCAUUCCGUCUCGAAGCAGACUGGCAAUCGUCGCCGGCGCAGUCAUACAACAUUGCGCAGUUCAUAGCCGACUUCACUGACCUCGACUGCGGCGAAGAUUAUAUGCCCGGCACCAUGGUUGAGAUUCUCGGUGACCAACUCGUUACUCGCAGAAAGUACGGCAGUGUAUGUCCGACGUCUUCGCAGCAGACGGAGUAUUAUAACAACUUGGCCACAAUCACUCCAGGUGUGUGGCACAAGGUUGAGAUCCAGGCCAGUUGGCAGAGUGAUAUCUCAGGGUUCCUGAAGCUUUGGCUUGAUGGCAAUAAAGUGCUGGAGGAGUUGAAUGUUGCUACCUCUGUUACUGAUGGGAGGGCCUUUGAAUUCAGGGUUGGGCUUUAUGCGAAUGGUUGGCAUGAUGAUAAGGAGUUGAAGGGUACUCAACCAACGAGACAAGUCUGGUUUGAUGAGAUUGGAUUGGGUACGGCGUUUGCGGAUGCGGAUCCUGAUCAAUGGUAG